GUCAUGGCCCGUGCUGACGAUUUGGUUUACUGCCUUUGUGUCUCUGACUCUGGGACGGCCUCGGUGUGCGGUUGGGUUCUGGAGCAGCAGGGCGAAGACGUUAUACUGGGUACUGUUCCGAUACCAGAGGUUGCAAACUCGACAAAGGCAAAAACUGGGACCAAGGAGGUUGGAUUCGUCAGGGUGGGCCUUGAUAGCGUGAGCACUCAGCAGCCUAGGGAAUGGAAGGGCCCGCGGCCUAGCGAACUUCCCGACAUCACGUCAUGCAGGACAGCCUGGAAGAAGGUAAGUGCAGAUUUAGUGAGCAGCGAGACCGAGCCGGUCGAGGUAGAAAGGCCGCAAGGGCGGCGACCUCGCCGGGGACUUGCGAGCGAUCUGGGCAAUCUUCAGGGGCUAUUUGCUGGAGUGGGGGGGGAAGGCGACGACACGGACGACGACGACGAGGACCUUCCGCCAAAAGGGGGUCGUGGGUCUUUUCUGGCUCCAGGACAGUCCAUAUCUUUGGGGGACCGGAAAAAGAAGAAGGCAGAGAGCAAGAAGGAAGACGAGCUGGACCUAAAAAGGUUGGUGGCCUCAGGGCUGGCUUCAGGGCAAAGCCCGUCCGACCUCUUGCCGGUCAUGAUGAUGGGUCUUCUCUUGGACCGCGAUCAGGGGAGCAAGAAGAAGAAGAAGGACCGGGCCAGCAGCAGCAACGACGAUUUAGGGCUCCUUGGUUUUUCGUCCUCAGGCAGCUCAAGCGAGAGCGAGGGCGGACACAAAGGGAUGAAGGCUGUGAGCACGCUCCAUCGGAUGCACCGUCAGAUCAAGCAUCGGCCCCGGAAGAUUUGCGAGCUAUUCGAGAAAGAGGUGAUCGAGGAGCUCGGGAUUGUGCCGGGCCAAGCUUGGACUCUGCGGGAUUAUGUUCGCAAACAGUCUUGGGGAAAAUUUCGCGGAAUCUACAGGUGCGCUUUGAUGGAUGUGGCAGCUUACGAGCUGAUAAGGUCCAAUCAGGCGGACGCAGCGGCUGCACAACUCGUGCAGAAUCUCAAAGCGAAAAUCCAGUGUGUGCUGAACCAUGGCGAUUGGGAGACGGCAUGGCUUCUCACUGGCCUGGUGGAGAUGUCGAUUGUGUCGAGCUAUUUAGAUUCCCUGGCGAAGCUGAAGAAGAGGCUCAAAGAGACCCGAUCCUCAGGAGGAGCAGGCGGAGACGACGACGAGGAGCCGGGUGUGCUGCCCUACCCGGAGAUAAUCCGUUCUGGGGUGGUUGGUGCAGAGGGUCAACUUAAUCGGCUGGGUUGGGCAAAGCGGUUCAUGAACACUUCUGUCUGCUGGUCCAACUUUGUCUCUUUGGGGUGCCCGUCUGCUGGUGGCCGCUAUGAGCCGCGGGGAGGCUAUCGCUGUCUGGCCGAGAUGCGAGACUUUGCUGACAAGCUCCUUGCCGAGGUGGUUGAAUUUGGCGACCUGGAGUUGCUUAGUGGUGUUCUGGCUUGCGAGGGUAAGCGGGGCAUUAUUGAUGAGCUUCUUUCCCAGGUUCAGUGUACAGUUGGUGCAUGUUAUGCUGAUUUCCGGGGCCCGGGUGACGGGGAGGCUGGGGUACCUACUCUUCCUGUAAGGGCUGAGCGAAUUGCGGUGCCGGAGGUGGCUGGGACGGUGGAUCCCUGUGUACUUCUCGAUCCGGUUCGGAGCGAGGUGGUGGCCAACUUGGAUCGUUUGCGCAAGCCAGAGUGUGAAUGGGAUGAGGUGGUUCGUGCUUUCCAUCAAGUGCCGCGGGAUGAGGAGGACAAGGUGGUCAGACGACUUCUCUCCACCAAGAUGGCAGUGCUGGUUCCUGAGAGUGAACUUCCUUGCAACUCUAGAGGCAGGCUUUUGGUGGGUGGUCUGUUCUCAGUUCUCAAGAACGAGCGGGAGGACCGGCUUAUCUUCGACAGAAGGCCAGAGAAUGCCACCAUGCAUCGGCUUCGUUGGGCAAAGCUGCCGUCAGGUGCAUGCUUCACAAAGCUCCUGCUUGGCGAGUGUGAAUAUCUCAGAGGGUCGGGGGAUGAUCUUCGGAACUAUUAUUACAUGCUGCAACUGCCGAGUAAUUGGGUGCGCUUCAAUGCAGCUGGGAGACGUGUGUCUGCUCAGGUUCUUCGUGAACAAGGUCUUGACCCUCGAGUGCCGCACCGAGCUUGUUUUGCAGUCCUCGGCAUGGGGGAUAAGAAUGGUUGCGAUAUCGCUCAGGCAGUACAUGAGAGUCUUCUGCAGAGGCAUGGGUUAUUGAGGAGUGAGUGCACUUUGCAGUACGGAACCCAUUUGCCCGAGGGCGAGCUUCUGGAGGGAGUCUAUUUAGACGACCUGCUGAUCGCAAAGAGGUGCGCUGUGGCUAAUCCCGUUCCGGUUGAUGGCUCCUUUGUUCCACCUGCCGCCCAGGCCGAGGACUUGGAUGUGGUUCAUGUCAAGGUCGCGGAGGCGGCUUACAAGGAGGCCGGAUUUGCGAGAGCGGAACAUAAGGCUUUCAGACAGUGCACUUCGUUCAAAGCAUGGGGUGCGGAGAUCAAUGGAGUGAUCGGUAGAGCCGCGUGUCCUUUGUCGGCAAGGCGUCAGCUCUGGCAUCUGCUGCAGAAGUUGGUGGCAGGCGGAUGGGCUUCGGGUGAUGUUCUGCGGAAGGUCAGCGGUUAUCUCUCUUAUGCUUUUCAAUAUCGACGUGAACUGUAUUGUUUGCAACAUCAUCUCUACAAACACAUAGCCAGGUUGGAACCGCGGAAAUGGGUCCGUCUUCCGGGACACAUACUUGAUGAAUUGAGAGCCUGUGCCUUACAUCUUCCAUUCGCAUUUUGGGACAUGCGCCGGCCUUUGAAUCAGACUCUGACGGCCACUGACGCAACCCCCACGACAGGUGGAUGUGUCUCGGCUUCCAUUCCCACGACAUUGGCGGCGGCCUUGUGGCGCCACACUGAAGUGAAAGGGGAAGCCACACGGCUGGACAGGUCUUUGCUGCUGGAGCUUCAAUCGGAGGCGCCUCGGGAAGCUUCGACUUUCGCUAGCACCGUGGCGGAAUGCCUAGAGUGGAAAGUUGAGAGCAGCUAUGUUUUUAGGGAAACGUCGCAUAUCAAUUUGCAGGAGGCAAGAGCUCUACGUAAAGAGGUGGUGCGUAUGGCCGCGGACCCAAAGCAUCAGGGCAAAGUGUGCAUUUUCCUGAAUGACAGCUUCGUGGUGACGGGGGCUUUUGGCAAAGGUCGCUCCUCCUCAUACAAGCUCAAUGGUAUCCUUCGAGGCCUGCUACCUCACCUGGUGUUUGGUCGCCUGACGGUUGGGAUCAUUUGGAUUGAGACAGACUCCAACAUUGCUGAUUUCCCUUCCAGGUUUACGCCUCUUCCUGCCCCAAAGGUGGCUCCUCCAUGGCUUGCAGGGCGUUUUGGGGUUCGAGGCUCAGUGAAAGUUGGUGUGGAAGUCUUUGCAGGAUCAGCCCGUUUAACUGAUGCGCAUCGGAAGCGGGGAUUGAGGAUGCUUGAUCCUGUUGAUCUCUGUUACGGACUGGAUGCUUUCGAUGUCCGCCUGGACAAGGCAAUUCAUGACCGUGAAGUGUUCUGGAUCUGGUUGGCCCCGCCCUGUGGGUCCUUUAGCCCGCUGAGGAACUGGGACCGUGGAGGGCCGCUCAGGCCAAAGGGAUUUCCAGAGGGAGAUCAGUCCAACCCCAUGGUUUUGGCAGGCAAUCGACUGUGGAGGCGGGCAUUGUAUUUGCUGGAGCUUGCUCUGGAGGCAGGGGUCUUCGUAUUCUUGGAACACCCUUUUAACAGUGCUGCAUGGCGCAUGAGGGAGAGCGAGGUCCGUCUCAAGCAUGAUUCUUUGUGCUCGUAUCGUCUGGAUUGGUGUGCCUUUGCUGAUGCCUUCCGCUUGGGGUUGCCCACACAAAAGCCCACUCGUGUGAUCACAAAUGCUCCAUGGUUCAAGGGUGUUCCACGCACGUGUCCCAAAGAUCAUGAACAUGGUCCACCAUUGAGGGGAAAGAGGGCUCGGUUGGCUGGUGCUUAUCCCACUGAGUUCUGUGACGUCCUGGCAAAUGCGCUUGCGGAGUGGUGGUGGUCUGCGAUGAUGGGAUGUUGGCUGGCUUUCGAGGGGCUGCUACGGCCUGGAGAAACUUGUAACCUCCUGGUGGGGGACCUCACCUUCCCUGAGCUUGGCUGGGCUGAAGAGGCAGCGGUUGGUUUGGUGCUUGCGAUACGCAAACCUAAAACUCGUCGGGUGUGGCGUACACAAUUUGUCCUCAUCAAAGAUUCGGCCUUGAUCGCAUGGCUGUCAUGGUGGGUGACUGGUCGUGAACCGCAUAGGCUGUUUAUGAGAGUUCCUCGUCGUGAAUGGGCAAAGCUGGUGGGUCGUGCUUUGGAAGAGCUCGAUAUGCACACCAAAAAUUUCACAUUGGGCUCUCUACGUGGAGGAGGUGCCACACACAUGUUCCGUGUCACUGAGAAUAUCACCAAGCUACAAUACCACGGGAGGUGGGCUAGGCAAGAGACAGUCAAGUCUUACCUCCAGGAAGCUUUGUCUACACAGGUCCUGGCCUCUGCUUCAGCGCUUGCUCGCAACCAGCUUGCUAUGGUGCAUCAGCAUGCUCAUUACUUGCGUGCACCGCCGCCUUUUGCUUUGAAGAGCCUUGUGGCUGAGUGA
Molecule: messenger RNA, 4623 nt
Organism: Symbiodinium pilosum
Lineage: Eukaryota; Dinophyceae; Suessiales; Symbiodiniaceae
Source: the annotation of a GenBank genome assembly